CAGAUUUCAUUUAACAGAUCACAUGUUGGUGUGAUCCCGCCCUCCGUAGCCCGUAGCCGCGUAGCGCGUGGCGUCGUAGCUGUAUAGGGCGGGCGACACCGCGAGUCGACGCGCGUGCGUGCGGCAGUACCGAGCCGGCGGCCGCCGCGUGUCGCCGCUCUGCGCCGGCAUGCGUCCGCAUCCCACGCGCUUGCACCCUCGACUUGCAUCCCAGCGUGCGCCCUUGUGCCGGCGGCGGCAUGCUGGGCGCGCGGCUCAAAUCAUGGAUGGAAGCGCAGCUGGGGCGGGCGAAGAAGCGUAAACAGAAGCCGACGAGGCAGACGACGCCGACCACGCCCGUGCCACCUCCGCACCUGUCGUCUCCCGAGAGCGCCUACAGCACGGGCUACUCGACCGAUGGCACGUCGCCCGGCGCGCCGCCCGCGUCGCUCGCCGCUCCGCUGGUGCCUCCCCCGCCGCCGCCCGCGCCGCCCACCACCCACCUGUACCAUGAACCGGCAAAGCGUCGUUCGAGCAUUGCAGUGCGUAGAAUCGCGCCUGAACCGACGGUUUGUGCCACCCCGUCGCCUCGACCGAGGUGUCGCAUCCGGACUAACCCCUGGCUGGGAGGCACGUCGCCCAACGCUAGGAGGAGAGCUCCCAGCGUGCUGCAUCAGCAGUCGUUGCAGUGCCCGCAGGCGCCCACUCUGCACCAUGCGCCUUAUUCGCUGGAUUCACACCCGAAAUAUAGUUCAAGAUCGCCGCACUUGUCACCACACCUAUCACCCCACCUAUCGCCUCAUCUAUCCCCAGAACCCUACAGAACACCGUACUACAGAGGCGGAGCAUCCAGCGAUGAAGAGUGUCGUGGAAUGAAACCUCGUGGAAGGGAAACCGCUAUCCUCUCUGAUGCUGACGUGGACUCGGAUGGUGAUACGGGGCUAGAUGGUGGGGACGAGGACGAGCCGGAUAGUACGGCGUCGCCGGGUAAAAGAAGAGCAAGAAGAAGGAGGCCUCCACGAAGAACUCCACGCUCUGCAGGAGCGACGCCACCCCGAAUGCGACGUCGAUGCCACGCACCCUCAGCCCCUCCUGUCCGAGAACGGGAUCCACUCCUCGAAGCGGAUAGAGAAGCCGAGCGAAAGUACCGGGAGCUGAUACGAGAGGCGGAGAAACUCCUUGUCACUGUUUCAAGAUCUCCUAUCGAGCCCCCGCACAAUCCUAGAGUCAGGGAACUCAGGGCUACUGAGGUGGAUGCACCCCGACGGAGCCCAGAGCGUACUCAUGUGACAAACUUCAUCCGCGCCAACUCCCCUGAACCCCCCCGUCGACUCUCACCAGUAGCGCGCCGCUCCCCCCUCGCCGCACCGCCACCCCCUCGGCCCCAGGUGCAACCCCCCUCGCCAACAGACAGACCACACUCUGAGCCACCGAAGAGGAAGGCCUACGCAAGAGAUGAGGUAUUACAGACAUUGGAAGGACUGCGCAAGAGCUUACAACAACAAUCGGCGCUGCUAGCAGUACAACGCACGCGUCUCGACUCUCUCUGAAGUAGCUUGUAGUAGACACUUGGCUUGCAUUAUUUUCCAAGUUAGUAUUCCAGUAAGUUCCUUCCAGGUGGAUUCAUUCAUUCACGGUAGUUGAUUCCAGCUGUCAGAGCACUGCAUUGGAAUCCACUAAUUCCACUAUACUUCCGCUCAACUAGACACUAGGUGCAGUUAUAACUUCCGAAAAUAGUGGGCAUUGACUGAUUGUAAAGAUGAAGAGUAGGUAGUUAGACACUACCUUAAAGAGGGAUCUAUUCAAAUGUAGAUGUAUAAUUGCUGAUGAUAAUGGAAUUAAAACGCUAUUUACAUUGUUUUAGUAGCGAUGAAGUGCUGAAUCGGGUGAUACAGUGAAUGAAUGGGACUGGCAUUUGUUGUUGAGUUGGAAUAAUGUAAGCCUAGUGGGUUUUGGCGGUGCAUGAACGUGUGUGGUCUAGCAAUCGUGCCUCGCCAAAACGUACUGAAACCUCAUUGCCAAAUAGAAGUAGAUGUUUAUGUUUACAUAUCCUUGUAGUAUCUUCGUUGGCCCACACAUUUGCGUGCAGUUUGCUAGACUUUUAUUACUAUCUUAUUACCAAUAUGUAUGAAGACUUCCAAAUUAUGAAUAGAAAUACCCAAUGGGUUCAAAAUGGCACUCUUAGCCUAAUAUACUUAAAAUAUUGACGAAGGAAAUAUCUCCUUAAACUACCUAUUCAGUCACCAUCCGAACACCAAACAGUUGAAAUGCCAAAAAUUUGUUACGAAAAAUACCUACCCAUUCAAAUAUAAUAAUUACAUUGCGGAGCUUUUUAUUGUAGGUAAUAUUAUAAAAAAUAUCAAACAAAACAUCAAAAAUUUGGAGAAGACCAUUUAUUUUCCACACCUUCCUUUGUAAAAGAUCGAUACUUAUCUCGGACGUAGUACAUAAUUUCCAUAACAAGUUAUACCGUUAUACUUAAUUCACUUUUUUAACGUAACCUAUAAUUUACUUGAAAGUAAUUGCAAAUGACAGGUGUGACGUACAAGUUUAUUUUCACCGUGUUCAUAUUUUCCUGAGGAAAUUAAGUUUUGUCAUACCUACCUCAAAUAGGUGUACCUAUACCUUUUACUCAAUAUAAUAUUAUGAGGUGCAAGUUGAGUGCAUAGGGACGUAAGUGGGUAGGUAUUUUAGAAAUUUAAUAUUUUAUUUAAGAAUUGUUUUCUAUAUUGGGUCAAAAGUCGCAUUCUGGACGCAAGUGUUUUUGGGUCUGUAGUUCUUCCAUAUUUCCUAGACAAAUCCCUCCAAAGAUCUAGUCUAGUCCUCAUACUAUUAGUAGUUAGUAUUUAGUGGUAUAGUGUUGUUAUCGUUUCGUACCUAUAGGCGAGGCCAUUUUUAUUACUCCAAAUACUUAAUACUUGUAGCGACAUUUUAUUCAUAGUUAGAUUGUAAACGGCUGUUGUAUUUGUGCAAGGUAGAUUUUUAUACGAAUCGUAUAAUUUCGGAUAUUUUUUCUAGAUCCCUAUAAAAACCAUUCUACUAGAUAAAUAGCAAAAUUUCGUAACUUGCCGAUCAAAUAAAGAAAGCCUUAAAGUCUUUAUAGCUGGGCUGUACUUACCGACUAUCGUUUUAUAGCCCGUUUACGAGCAUUAUAGCUCUGUGUUACAGCAACAGCCGUCAGAUUAGGGCAUUAGCACAUGUAUGAAGUAUUGUAGCGUAGUACUAGACAAGUAUUAGCGGUCUCCCUAGCGUAAGCAACCGUGGCCACGGCGUAAGACUGCCUUUACUUCAUAUACAAUGUUUAGUCGUUACAAUUUGGGCUAGGGAUGUAUUACGAUUAUUUUACAAUAGCGACUGAAUCGUUUACGAUAUAGUGUUAAAAACAUAUUAUAAUCUACAUAUUAUUAUAAUAUUAUCGCUCCUAUAAUCGUGAUACGGCCUUAGCUUUACUAUUUAGGUACUCGACUGAUGAUUUAAACCCAUAAAAAUUUAACAACAAAAUAUUAAAAAGAAGAAUAAAAUUUGUUAAACGAUUAUGUAGGUCAAUUUUUGUUAAAAAUUCAUAUUUAUUGACAUUUCUUUGGUAAUAGUUCUAGUAUAAAUAUAUUUAGGUACCUAUAUCAUUAAUAUUUUCUGUGAAUUACUUUACAUAGAUACUAAUUCAAAGAGAAAUAUUAAACUUAUAGUGACCUUAUAAUAAAAAUCAAAAAAUAAAAUAUGAAUCCAUCUCGACGAUUUCAGAGCGCGCGCUACUACCUUGAUACUAAGUUUUUUAUGAAUUGUACAACUGAAUCUGAGGGAUGGACGUUAAAAAAAUUAUUAUGAAAUGUAAUUUUACUAAGUUAUUUGUUAAUAAUAGUGUGCUUUUAGCGAUCAUCGGUCGAGUAACAAGGGCACCUCAGUUGGUCCCAUAUUUUUGUUAGUGCAAUUUUUGGCGAGAGCGCGAAACAUAUCGCUAUCAUCUGCCGAAUGUAAAUAUUUAAUCAUAUAAAAGCCUAGCGCCUCACUAGCGAUAUUUUGUCACAGUGAUAAACAAUCACUGUAGGUAUUUUGUAUGAAAAUAUAUCUAUUAAAUGCUAUGUUACUGUCACAUCACUAGUGUGCAUAGUUGCAUGAGUUUUCUAAAAAAAUGUACUCAACAAUAAACUACGUGACAAGAGUCUCUAAUGGGGUCGUAGGUUUACUUGUUUAUUGUAAGUAUAAAUAAGAUUUAUACGUUUAGUUGAAUUUUCAUUAAAACA
Molecule: messenger RNA, 4220 nt
Organism: Maniola jurtina (meadow brown)
Lineage: Eukaryota; Metazoa; Arthropoda; Insecta; Lepidoptera; Nymphalidae
Product: serine/arginine repetitive matrix protein 1-like
Exons: 7
Coding region: 240-1529 (429 amino acids)
Source: RefSeq, a predicted model, not a curated record